UAAGGACCAGGAUGUGGCGGUUGCUUCUCGGGAUGUGUCUCGGGGCGGCGGCGGGAACCGGGAUUCGGAGCGCGCCCCCGGGAAACGGGAGCGCGCCCAACGUCAUCAUCCUCCUCAUGGACGACAUGGGCUGGGGGGACCUAGGAGUCUUCGGGGAACCGUCCAGGGAGACCCCAAACUUAGAUCGAAUGGCUGCUGAAGGAAUGCUGUUCCCAAACUUCUAUGCUGCCAACCCACUGUGUUCCCCAUCCCGUGCUGCAUUACUAACUGGCCGUCUCCCCAUUAGGAACGGUUUCUACACCACAAAUGCUCACGCUCGAAAUGCGUACACACCACAGGAGAUUGUGGGAGGAAUUCCCAGUUCAGAAAUCCUUUUGCCAGAACUCCUGCGGAAGGCCGGAUAUUCCAGCAAAAUCGUUGGGAAGUGGCACUUGGGGCAUCGAGCCCGAUUCCACCCCCUCAGGCAUGGAUUUGAUGAAUGGUUUGGGGCUCCAAACUGUCAUUUUGGACCGUACAACAACAAGGACAAACCUAACAUUCCCGUUUACAGCAACUCAGAGAUGGUUGGCAGGUAUUACGAGGAGUUUCAGAUUGACUUAAAAACUGGAGAGUCCAACCUCACUCAGAUCUAUUUACAGGAAGCAAUUGGGUUUAUCAGGCAACAGGCUGCAAGGAAGCAGAACUUCUUCCUUUAUUGGGCAGUUGAUGCAACUCACGCUCCAGUCUAUGCAUCAAGAACUUUCCUGGGAACAAGUAAGAGAGGCUUAUACGGGGAUGCAGUCCGUGAGAUAGAUGACAGCAUUGGGAAAAUCCUACAGGAGCUCCGCACACAGGACAUCACCAACAACACAUUCGUGUUUUUCACAUCAGACAAUGGGGCUGCACUCAUCUCAGCCCCCAGUCAAGGGGGCAGUAAUGGUCCAUUCCUGUGUGGAAAGGAGACAACAUUUGAGGGAGGAAUGCGGGAGCCAGCGAUUGCCUGGUGGCCAGGACACAUACCUGCAGGACAGGUCAGUCAUCAGCUGGGCACUGUUAUGGAUCUGUUCACGACCAGCCUGACCCUGGCUGGGCUUCAGCCACCAACUGACCGGCAAUUGGACGGAAUUGACCUUUCACCUGUGCUGUUGCAGAAUAAAAUUAUCAGCAGGCCAGUGUUUUACUAUCGAGGGAACGAGCUGAUGGCUGUGCGGUUCGGACAGUACAAGGCACAUUACUGGACAUGGACUAACUCCUGGGAGGAAUUGCAACAGGGAAUUAACUUCUGCCCAGGACAGAACAUAACGGGUGUCACAACACAUGAUCAACAGGACUGCACCAUCCAGCCUUUGCUCUUCCACCUUGGGAGGGAUCCUGGAGAGAGAUAUCCCAUCAGGUUUUCCCACCAGGAGUAUGAGAUGAUGAUGAGAAAGAUCACAAACAUUGUGCAAAACCACAAAACCUCCCUGCUGCCAGGAGAGCCACAACUCAAUGUCUGUGACCGGGCUGUCAUGAAUUGGAAACCUCCGGGUUGUGAAAAGCUUGGCAAAUGUCUGAAAAUUCCCCGAUCUAACCCAUGGAAAUGUAACUGGCCGCAUUAACAUCGCUGACAGGGAUCAAAUUUAUACUGUUCACACUGGUCUCUAGAGAGUCCGAAUCAACAUCCCCAGGAGAAACAUACCCGAGUGAGAGUCAGCACCUUCAGGAACUGUCCCCCAGUGAGUGUCAACACCUUCAGGAACUGUCCCCCAGUGAGAGUCAGCACCUUCAGGAACUGUCCCCCAGUGAAAGUCAGCACCU
Messenger RNA from Carcharodon carcharias (great white shark), 1776 nucleotides. RefSeq names its product galactosamine (N-acetyl)-6-sulfatase (gene galns). The record is from RefSeq and is a predicted model, not a curated record. The transcript is spliced from 14 exons. NCBI's taxonomy places the organism in Eukaryota, Metazoa, Chordata, Chondrichthyes, Lamniformes, Lamnidae. Bases 12 to 1577 code for a protein of 521 amino acids. Gene Ontology annotation, molecular function: N-acetylgalactosamine-6-sulfatase activity; arylsulfatase activity.